Messenger RNA from Bacidia gigantensis, 3762 nucleotides. RefSeq lists its product as uncharacterized. NCBI's taxonomy places the organism in Eukaryota, Fungi, Ascomycota, Lecanoromycetes, Lecanorales, Ramalinaceae. Gene Ontology annotation, molecular function: histidine phosphotransfer kinase activity; protein binding; phosphorelay sensor kinase activity. The transcript is spliced from 4 exons. The record is from RefSeq and is a predicted model, not a curated record. Gene Ontology annotation, biological process: phosphorelay signal transduction system; protein autophosphorylation. The coding region runs from base 1 to 3762 and encodes 1253 amino acids.
AUGGCGACCGUGUGUCAUCUAGAGAUAGCUCCAACGAAGCGAGAUGUCGUACGUGAGCAUGAGAUGUUACGCUACUAUUCGCCCCCCGAUACAUCGACCGAGGAUAUCUCAGUACACCGAGCAUCCUCGCCGGAUACCAAUCUGACUGCGCUCGCUCAACUCGUCAUAGGCAAGAAGACACAGUACUUCAUCGCAGAAGCAACGAAGACCCUCAACCUUCUGGACACCUCUAAGAGCGGCGCAGCUGGGGAUGAAUUGUGGUUUGGAUGCGGUUCCGUGGAUAAGUCAGGUCGGCUGUGCGAGCGUACGCUUGAGGUGACUGCUGAGAAAGCGGGUCAAUAUCCAAUCUUCACGGUGCCAAAUCUAGCAGAGGAUCCUCGCUUCAACGAGUUGCCAUUCGUCACAGACGGGCCGCAAUUCAGAUACUAUGCUGGAACGCCUUUGAAGACAAAGAGAGGAAUCAACAUAGGUUCCCUAUUCAUCCUUGAUAGCGUACCCCGCCCCCACUUGACCCCCGAGCAAGUGGACCUUCUUGGCACGCUGGCUCAGACCGUCGUGAAGCAUAUGGAAGUCAGCGCGGAGGCUGAGGAGCGAAGAAAGACAGUAAAGCUAUCUGUGGGAAUCAAUGCUUUCGUUCAAGGGAAAAGCACAUUGCCUGCAGAACAAUCUCAUGGUGCUUCAAAUAGGCAAGAUCAAACUUUGGAAGGAACCCACUCUGUUGCUUCUCGAGCAGCGGGUAUGAAUAGUGACGGCAGUACAUCCCAAUCAGGUCCGGAUCGACCUGAUUCACGGCACCAUUCCCACUUUGAACGUCAUGUUGAUGGUUCUUCAACCAAUCAGCAGGCUGAAAGCUCACACGACGACUCUGAUUCCAUCGAUGAAACUCAGACGUUUGACGACAGUGGCCAUCGUGCCACUCUCAUACGGGCAAGUAACAUUCUGUACGAAGCGCUCGGGAUUCAACCCAAUGGGGGCGUCGUCUUCUUUGAUAGCACUACAAGACGUCGCCACAAUACCGACCUGUCUUCUCAAGUGAACAACACAGAAUAUCUCGAUAACAAUAAAAGAUCCACCUUAGAUUCGGAGACGGCGGGCGUCCCUACUACGAAUGCUGCGGUACCUUUGGCAAUUCGUGAGACUGAACCUCGAAAUUUUCAUCCUAUAGACGACCGGUUAUUGCACAGCCUGCUUCGCCGUUAUCCACGCGGUAAACUCUGGUCCUUUGAUACUGAUUCAACACUGUCAUCCUCAGAAGAAGAUGCGCUCACGAGGUCAGGAGCUGACCGAGUCGGAGAACUUUCAGGUAAGAAAAGAUACCAAGAGACCGUAUUGCUGAGAAAGUAUUUUCCUGACGCGAAGCAACUGCUCUUUUAUGGUCUCUGGGAUGCGGGCUCAAGCAGGUGGUUUUGUGCUAGCUUUGCCUGGACAACGAAGACAUCGGCACAUCAGAUCUUCUCUGUUGAGACCGAGCUUAGCUUCUUCGUAGCCUUCGGUAAUAGCAUUAUGGCUCAAGUCUCAAGGCUAUCGUCCAUGGCUGCCGACCGGCAAAAGGCCGACUUCAUUGGCUCGAUUUCGCAUGAGCUUCGGAGUCCACUGCAUGGCAUCUUAGCUUCAGCCGAAUUCCUUGCAGACGUCACACAAGACGCGUCUCAAAGUAGCCUAGUCGAUACCAUAUCUUCUUGUGGCCGGACUCUUCUGGAUACAAUUAAUCAUAUUCUCGACUACAGCAAGAUCAAUUCAUUUGAGCGGACUUGGUAUAGAUCCCAUAAGCGGGCAAAGAUUAAGGGACAUCUUAAAAAUCAAAGAACUAUGGCAGACAAAGAUGCACCCCAGAUGCUCAACGUGUAUGCGGUAGUCGAUGUUGCAUCUAUUGCCGAGGAAGUCGUUGAGGGCGUCUAUGCUGGCCAGGUUUACCAGGAUAUCAGCUCUACAGACGCAACCUCGCUCUCUCAUUUUGCGAAAGUCGGUGCAAGAGAGCAAGGUCUUCACGUUGGAACAGAAUCUAGGAGGAUCUGCAAAGAGAAAGACGUCGAAAUCAUUUUCGAUUUUCAGCCAGGUAAUUACUGUUUUGUCACCCAGCCUGGUGCACUCAAGCGCGUCAUAAUGAAUAUAUUCGGCAACGCUUUGAAAUAUACCCAGAAAGGCUCCAUUCAUGUAAAACUUUCUCUUGAUGACAAGGGGCAGCAUUCAACGGAUGCUGCUGAUGGCGCGGAUCUCUCAAAGGAAAGCAUUCUACAGAUACAGAUCAUCGAUACCGGCAAAGGCAUAUCUCGACAGUAUCUACGGACAAGUCUCUUCAAACCUUUCUGCCAAGAAGACGUUCUUGCAAGUGGAACUGGUCUAGGACUGUCUAUAGUUAGAUCUAUUAUCACCAUGCUAUCUGGCACGAUCGACGUUCAGAGUGACGUAGGGAUAGGCACAGAAGUCGAUAUCAAAAUUCCCCUAUCUCGGGUACCCGGUGCCGACACACCAGUGGCAACACCAAGCAGCGGUACAGCGUCAACCAUUGACGACUCGAUCAGCGUUUUAGAGCGCGACUAUCAGAGCGUCCGUGUCGCCUUGUUUGGCUUCGAAUGGCACAAAACAGGUACAGGUCCUGCGUUGCAAGCCUGUCUCGAACACUGGUUGGGCCUUCGUGCCAAGAAACAUGAGGCGGAUCUGAAAUCCUACGAUGUAAGAGCUUUGAUCACAGACGACCAAGCACUGCAUUCAUUGCCCCCAAAGACUCCAGUAGACCUUCCAAUACUGGUGCUAUGUAAAAGCACCAACCGCAACCAAGUGGCCAAGGUGAGCUAUGGACAUUCUGUCAUGGAAUUCGUUUCAAAGCCUUGUGGCCCGCGUAAACUUGCGAAAGCUCUGCGAGUCUGUCUGGACAGAUCGCAAGGGUACGAGCUCGGCUUUGGAGGACCAACCACACCUAUGCCGGCCGAGAGGACGUCGAACAACCAUCAUGAAGAUCUACCAGAAUUGAACCAACUCACCCUUCAAUCGAACGAGGGACAUGACCCCAUCGAAAUCCAGACCAAUGAAGAGAUGUCUGCGAGUCAUUCGCGGAAUGCCUUGAUGGCUGUUGAUGAUUCAGUCUCGAAAUCAGCGAGCGGUGAUACUACAGCAGUAGGUGCAGAUGGUGCGACCCAAUUCCCAUUCCCUAGCCAAAACAAUGGCAGCUCGUCACCCGAUGUUAGCUCGAACAAUACCUCCGCUCAAAAUGGACAAUUCCCAAGUGCCGGUAGAUCGACCCUUGAAGUCGCCGAGCACCAGCAUGCGCAGUCGCCAUUAAGCAACGCACCACACGGAGCAGAAAAAGAACAGCCCGGAAAGCGCUCCCCAAGACUCUUACUAGUCGAUGACAACAAGAUAAACCUACGAUUAUUACAGGCUAGCAUGAGGAAGAGAAAAUACGAUUGUAUCGACACUGCUGACGACGGGCUAUUGGCCGUUCAGGCCGCCGAGGCAUCCGAAGACGGCUACGACAUCAUCUUCAUGGACAUCUCGAUGCCCAUCAUGAACGGAUUUGAAGCAACGCGCGCGAUUCGGGACAUCGAGUGCCAACGUGAUGGCAAAAGCAGGGCAGGGGAUGAGCGCUCGUCUGCCUUCGUUAUUGCGCUGACUGGGCUGGCGUCUGGUGAGGAUCAAGCAGAAGCUUUUGCGAGUGGGAUCGAUUUGUUCCUCACGAAGCCGGUCUCUUUCAAGAGGAUCGCAAAGCUUUUGGAUAAUUGGGAGGCUCAUGGUACUUUGACUCAACCUGAGGAAGAUACAUAG